Messenger RNA from Acaulospora morrowiae, 1187 nucleotides. NCBI's taxonomy places the organism in Eukaryota, Fungi, Glomeromycota, Glomeromycetes, Diversisporales, Acaulosporaceae. The record is from the annotation of a GenBank genome assembly.
AACCAAACAUUAUGGUAAAGGAAACAAAACUUUACGAUAUACUGGAACUUAAACCAGAUGCCUCAGAAAGUGAAAUAAAGAAGGCUUAUAGAAAGCUAGCUCUCAAGUACCAUCCCGACAAGAAUCCAGACACUGGUGAAAAGUUUAAAGAAAUUGCACAUGCUUUUGAAAUUCUUUCUGACAAUCAAAAACGAGAUGUUUACGAUCGAUAUGGAGAGGAAGGUCUAUCUGGCGAGGGAGGAAUGGGUGGUAUGUCACCCGAAGACCUGUUCGCCAGCUUUUUCGGUGGCGGUGGUAUGUUUGGCAACAGAAGUCGCUCAACGGGUCCAAGGAAAGGAAAGAAUUUUAAACAUUCUCUCAAAGUCUCCCUGGAAGAUUUCUAUAACGGAAAAACCACAAAGUUAUCUUUGAACAAGGAUAUUAUCUGCAAAACAUGCGAUGGUAGAGGCGGAAAGGAAGGCGCCGUCAAGAAGUGCACCUCAUGCGAUGGUACAGGCUAUAAGAUUCAUUUAAGGACUUUAGGUCCUAUGGUGCAGCAGAUUCAGCAGGCAUGUAGCGAUUGUCAUGGCGCUGGUGAAAUUAUCCGGGACAAAGAUCGGUGUAAAACGUGCAAUGGUAAAAAAGUCAUUAAUGAACGUAAGGUGUUAGAGGUACAUAUUGAAAAAGGUAUGAAAAACGGUCAAGCAAUAACGUUUUACGGUGAAGCUGAUCAAGCCCCUGGUAUCGAACCCGGUGAUGUUGUCAUUUAUCUGGAGGAAAAACAACAUGAUCGUUUUAUAAGGAAAGGUGAUGAUCUUGUUUAUACGGCUAAAAUCGAUCUGGUAACGUCCUUGGCAGGAGGAAUUUUCCAUAUAGAACACCUUGAUAAUCGAGUACUUGAAGUCAAGAUUAAGGCUAUCCCUUCACAAGGUAUGCCGUCUCACCGUCAUCAUACCUUUGGUACUCUUUAUAUCAAAUUUGAUAUCGAAUUUCCUGAACGUAACUGGACGGAUGAUGUCAGCAAGUUGGAUCUUCUAAAAGAAAUUCUUCCCUCAUCUAUAAAGAACGAAUCACCACCUAUCGAUCAGAUUGAACAAGUUGAAUUAUCUAGUCUUGAUUCUAUUCAACAGCAAAAUGUAUUGAAUAAUAAUACCCAAGAUGAUGAUGAGGAGGGUCACGGUCCAAAUGUUCAAUGCGCUCAACAGUAA